Molecule: messenger RNA, 2965 nt
Organism: Linum tenue
Lineage: Eukaryota; Viridiplantae; Streptophyta; Magnoliopsida; Malpighiales; Linaceae
Source: the annotation of a GenBank genome assembly
CUAGAACUCGCCAGCCGGGAACAAACUCAUUCAGUUCAAUUAGUUAAGAUCUACCCGACCCGGAAAGUAGAUGCCCUAAUAAAACGCUGUACGCUACAGUUUUUACUUUUCCGGCUUUCAGCUCACAGUUUUGCGAAAGCUUUGGCUCUGUUUUCUCCUGGUCUCGCAAACCAAAGGGAACAUCAGGUCACUAACGCAGUCUCCCUCGCGGCGAAGAGUGAUUAAUGGACUGGAACAGUACUCCGGCGGAGCAAGCAGAGCCGCCGAUGAGCCGCCGGUCUUCUCUACCGCUAUCCUCUACCAUUCCCGCCAGCCCUAACACCGUCUGGGUCGACGCCACGCCGCUCCUCCAGGCCGCUUGCACAGAUCUUCUGGAUGGUGAGCUCAUUCACGGAGAGAAUUUCAAUCUUUUCGCUGCCAUGUCUGCUUUAGAGAUAAUGGACCCAAAGAUGGAUUCUGGCAUGAUAUGCAAGUACUAUUCAGUUGAUGAGGCAAUCGAAGACGGUGUUGGUCCAGUUCCAAUAAGCUUUGAUAGAACCACAGAUGUUCAAUGCACAUUAGAUAUCAUGGACCAUCUCUUAGCUUGUGAGGCAACGUGGCACAAGGGUCAUUCACUUGCUCAAACUGUGUUCUCUUGUAUCUACUUGUUGAGGCCCGAGAGAACAGUUCCAUCCCCAAUAUUGCAUUCAUAUUGCAAAAUCAUUCGGGCUACCUGCAAGGCUAUUGUUUCAGUUGUCUCAGAUGCCCGUACACAUGAAGAAGAGGAUCUUUUUACCAUGGCUUAUGGACUUCCUUUGGACGGGGAUGGAGAUGAAAAGAGCUUGUCUUUGCUAAAUGCUGUUGAAGAGAACCUGUGUCGUCAGUUGCGUGCUUGCAAGGCUCAAUCAUCUAGAAGAAAACAAGAUAUGGAACCUUUGCAAUCUGAUAUUGACAUGGAGGAGGGCUACUGUAAAGCAUUGUUAUGCCGCUUACGCUUUCGUAAGCAUUUUUUUCAUGUACUUGCUUGUAUGAGGCGGCCUCAAGGAAAAGGCUUGGAGCUGGCCAGGAAACAUAUAGCUUCAUCCAUAUCAGAGCUGGAGUGCAUUCGUAAAUCAGCAGACUUUCUAAUAUCAACUGCUUCUGGCGGUUGUUCAAUUGGUAUCGAAGAUAGAACAACUGCAUCUGGACGGAAACCUAUUGGUUUUGAUGCUAGUUUGAAUAGUAGAGUCUCUGCUCCUGCUCCACCUCGCUCAAUAAAAAUGCUUAGUUGGAAUAAGGCCAUUGAGUAUUUUGAAAAACUUCUCCGUGAUCUAGAUUUUAUUUGUUCCUAUUCAUUGGACCCAUCCUUGGAAGUUCUGCUACGGUUCGUGACCCAGUUUCAGAGUUCUCGACCUGAUCUAGUUGCAAGAUCACAUCUUCAGGUUCCUUAUUCUUUGCCCUCCACUGAAACUCUUUUGCUGGUUCAAGAGGGAAGGCUUUAUGGACGGGAUCCUAUGUUUGCUGUAAUUACUAGAGCUGCAGGGUUGCCUGAAACCACAAAGAACCAUGAUAUUCAGAGAUAUGAAUCUGUUAUGCAACUAGGGCAGUUAGUCAUCAACAUGCUCAAAAUUGUUUGUACAAAUACUGCAUGGCAAAGGCGUAAACUAGGAAAAAGUUUGCAAGAUUGGCGUGUUAUCUAUGUACAGCUAGAGCUUGCUUUCACAAACAAGUUUGGAGAAGUAUUAGCAACUUCAAAUGACGAGAAUGGUGUUGCAAGAGUUGUCAAACAAAUCCUGAUAUGGUUGGAGGAGCAGGCGUACUGGAUAGCGUUUCGGUUUCUCAUGUUGGGCUUCGAGUUAGAGCUCUACUCGCCUAGCGAAUUCUUCAUGGUAUACUGGUACCUUUAUGCUGUCUUGGUCAAGCUAGCUGAGAAAACAGAUUCUAGAAUGGAGAUCACUGAGAUCACUGCAGCUAAACGGAAGGGAAAGAAACGAAAGGAUUCAUCGAAAGAUGUAGGAAGAGAGACUCGGAUUCCACCAGCAGUGCGUUUUCUUCAGUGUCAAAUCCACCUCGUCGAAGGGCUCACACUCGUAAUCAUACUUUGGAUUUCGUCCUAUGUUUGUCUGCUGCAGGCUGCUUUAAGAAACGAAAUGGCGGCCUUACACAGUCUAACCCCAUUCAACUCCGAACAAGAGAUCUUCCUCCAGCAUUUCGAGCUUCUCCAGAAAGCUUGUAUUCCAGAGCAAAUAACCUACCACUCGUUCAAGGAAUCCACUUCGUACGCCAGGUUCUCGAACAUAGCAACGCCCAACUGCUUCCAACAAGCACAGAAGCUGGCCAAAGAGCUCAGGAGCAGCUUCUCGAACGACCAUGACCGGCUAGCCGAGCUCAGGAGGUUAGAACAGGUGGCGGAGCACAACAGCGUGGCUAUGAACGUCAUCUGCCAGCUCGGAGCUGUGGAACCUAAUUCCCUGAAGGUUUCGUUCGAGUUCAUACACCACCCGUGUUAUGCGACAGCUGUAGUCCGGCGAGCUUGAGAGGCCAAAGGCAGCACAAAUUUUGGAAGCCCAUUUGUUAGAGAAGGCAAUCAGUCAGCUAAACAGUUGUUCCCUCUGUAACAUUCUGUAACUUGUUUUUUUGGAAAAUUGCUCCUCUUUUUCUCUCCAUUUGUUUACUUUUCCUAGGAAUAUAAGUAGUUAGUAUUCAGUUUUUGCUUGUUAAUUUUUGUUGCUUCAUUAGCAUGCCCAUUUGAGAUAAGCUCAGAAAUCAGAAUCAUAAACCUGCAUCUAGUUUGGGUGAUAACCGAAGAUCAUAAGGAGCCUUUGUUUCUUAUUUCCAAUUUUGCUAUUGUACACACAGGCGUCUGGAACCGUUGGAUUGAGCGCGGACGAUUCAUGAUUGUUGGAUUGAACCGUUGGAUUGAGCGCGGAUGAUUCGUGAUUGUUGGAUCGAAUAGUCGGAUUGUGGAUCCGGUCACUCAAUCUGACGAUACCAUACCCCAAGCCGC